Messenger RNA from Oncorhynchus nerka (sockeye salmon), 8689 nucleotides. RefSeq names its product centromere protein F. Gene Ontology annotation, cellular component: nucleus; chromosome, centromeric region; spindle pole. Gene Ontology annotation, biological process: metaphase chromosome alignment; mitotic cell cycle; regulation of G2/M transition of mitotic cell cycle. Gene Ontology annotation, molecular function: protein homodimerization activity; transcription factor binding; microtubule binding. The record is from RefSeq and is a predicted model, not a curated record. NCBI's taxonomy places the organism in Eukaryota, Metazoa, Chordata, Actinopteri, Salmoniformes, Salmonidae.
CACAUCGGAGAUUACUGGAGAUUUUGAAUUCUCAGCAGCAUUUUGUCUUUCGGAGCGAAAUCUCAAGAACAAGAAUCACCGCUUUUAGGAUAUGCCGGUUGAGGCUUGACGUAGCUAGCUACAGAUAUUGAAGCAGUAUGAGCUGGGUAGUGGAGGAGUGGAAAGAUGGUCUUUCAGGUAAAGCCCUGCAGAAGAUACAAGAGAUUGAGGGACAGCUGGACAAACUGAAGAAGGAGAGGAAUCAGAAACAAUUCCAGCUCGACUCACUGGAGGCUGCUCUACAAAAACAGAAACAAAAGGUUGACAGUGAGAAGAGCGAGGCGUCUGCCAUUAAGAGGGAGAACCAGGCCUUAGUAGAGUCAUGUGACGCCGUGGAGAAGGCCCGUCAGAAGGCGACCCACGACCUGGGGGUCAAAGUGCAACAGGUCAGCAACCUGGAGGGUCAGCUCAGCACCAGCAAGAAGACCAUAGAACGACUGGAGCAGGAACUCAAGAAAUAUAAGAAUGAAAAGGACCGUUCUCAGCCCUCCCACUCCUCUGAUCUACAGUCCUACAGCACUCCUCAGAAGACCUUUGCCACUCCUGCUGCUACUCCCAGCUACAGACAGCAUGACUCCAGGCUGGAGGACCUUCAGGAGAGAUACAACCAGGAGGUGGAAGAGAGGAAGAGACUGGAAGCCGAACUGAAAAUCACACAGGUCAAACUGUUGAACCAGUCGUCCGUCAGUCAUAAGGACAUUGCCACCCGGCAACAAGCAGGCUCCUCCAUAUUCCCAUGGCAACAGCAAGACAAGGGCCGCCAGUCCCAGGGCACCAUUGAAACGCCCCUGGCUAGGCGGGCAGGGGGCGGGACAUCUGCUGGCGGCUUCAUGUGGAACACGGAGGAUACACCAAUCAAAUCCACCCAGCGAAUCAGCACAUCUGUAUCCCAGUUUGAUUCUGAUGGCUCCUCCCAGCAGAUGGAACAGCUGAGGAUGCUGAAUCAAGAGCUGAAGAGUAAAGUGUCUGAGCUGGAGCAGCAUCUGCAGUCACAGGAGAAGGACGCGAGGAUGCAGAGCGGCAGGCUCCAGGAGCUCCAAGGCCAGCUGGACCAGGCUAGGAGAGACCUGACAGACAGAGACAAGACCCUGGGCAAGAGCAGAGAUGAACUAAGCAAGGCUACCACUCAGCACGAACAAGCUGUCGCCAAGUGUGUGUCAAUGGAGCAGAAAUUGAAACAGGUCUCUGAAGAGAUGUCCUGCCAGAGGCACAACGCUGAGAGCUGCAGACGAGCUCUGGAACAGAAGGUCAAGGACCAGGAGAAGGAGAGCCAGAAGGAGCUGUCCCACCUCCAGAGCAGCCACCACUCCCUAGAGCAGCAGUUUAACCAGACCAAGACCAAGCUGAACCAGGAGAUACAGCAAGCCAAGAAAGACCACAACAUCCUGCAGGCUGAGAUGGACAAGGUGUCAUGCCAGAGGAGCCAGCUGGAGAGAGACCAGGAGGAGCAGAAACAGAAGCUGCUGAGGUCAGAACAGAGCCAACAGGCCAGCCAAAACAAGGAGCAGGACCUCAGGAAGAAAUUUGAGGAGCUGCAGAGAGAGAAGAACACUGUGAGCGCCCAGCUGGACCAGGGUAGCAAGAGGCUCUCUCAGCUGGAGGAGGAGAGGAAGAGCGCCGAGCAGAACCUCAAACGCACCCAGAGCAUGCUGGAUGACUUCAGAGCCAAAAAUGAAGCCCAGUCCGAAGAGCUGAAAGGACUUGUCACUAAACUGGAAAGCCAGACCAGAUCGUCAGCCCAAGAUCUAGAGAACCUAAAGAAAACGCUCACAGACGCAGAGACCAAGAAUGACAAGACUCAGAGUGAACUGAAUACCCAAAAACAGGAAGUGGAACAGAUCACAAACAAACACAGCGCUCUGGAGAAGGAGAUCCAGGAACUGAAGACAACCCUGACCACCACUCGGGGUGAGUUUGUGCAGCUGAAGAAAGAGAACGAGACACUUCAGGGAUGGAAAACGGAGAAGGAGACGCUCGUUAACGAGACUGAGGCUGUGCAGCAAGGCUUAGUCGACAAAAUCACUGAGCUGGAGAAGAGUCUGGGCUCGUUGAAUGACGAUAAAAUAGGUCUACAGGAGCAGCUGAAGACUCUGGAGGCUGAGAAGGCUUGUCUAUCAGGGCAGAUCGACUCCCUGAAAGGAGAACUCCUCAACAAGUGUACCGACCUGGAGGAGAAGGGCCGCAUGUACGAAGAGCUCCAGAAACAGCUGGAGGAGUCUGACCAGAAACACUUAAAAAACCUGGAAAAUGUUGGGUUGCAGAUGACCCAGCUUGAGGGACAAGUGAAGGAUCUGGGGUCCAGGCUGCAGGUGGAGACUGGCAGGGCGGAGCGGGCCGAAAUGUUUCACACUGAGCUCCAGGAGCAGUACCAGGCGGCCUGCGACCUGGCCCGGUCCAAAGAUGCUCUGGUGGAGUUAGGCCAGAGCGAUGUAGCCCAGCUCAGGGAGAGUCUGGCUCAGACCAUAGCCCUACAGGAGGAACAACUGGCCAGAUUUACCCAGGAGAAGACCUCCCUCCUGAAGGAGUGUGAGGAAAGCUUAGCAUCGAAGGCAGACGAGGUUGAGCACGCCCAGCUGAGUCUGGUUAAGAUUCAGCAGGAGCUGCCGUUCCUCCAGGACCAGGUGUCUUCACUGGAGUCCAACCUGAAGAUCCAGAAAAGUUUGUGUGUUAAACUACAGGCCAAGUAUGACAACAUUGUCAAUACUAAAGAGGAUCUUGUGGAGAAGCUUUCCGAGGCAGAAAAGAGAGGGGAAAGUCUUCAGGGUGAAGUCAAUAGCCUCUCAGAGCAGGCGAAGACUGUUGGCUCUCUACAGGAGCGCUGUGAUACUCUGACGGCUGCGGCACAGGAGACCAUAAGCGCUCUGCAGAACAUGACCGAGACCCUGACCCAGACUGAAUCAGAGCUGCACAUACUGAGAGACGUGGUUGAAAAACUAGAGGCUCAGGUGAACGAAGCUGAGACCAAGGCCUCAGAUCUUGAGAGGGAAAAGGCAGAGAUGGUAGAGAAAAUCCAGAGGGAAGCUGAAGAGGUUUCUGUGAAGUAUCAAAGCCUUCAGGACUCACAGGAAGAGGAGAGGAAUGGUUUGCUGAAGCAGAUCUCUACAUUGAAGGACAUACUCACUGAGAAUAAUGCUGCUUCCGCCCAGCUGUCUUCUGACCUGAAUAACUCCCUGGAAGCUCUGCAGAAGACUCACUCGGCUGCCGUGGAGCUCAACUCCAACCUGGAGAGCAGCCUAGUGGAGAAAACAAACCUAAUCUCUUCUCAGGAGAUGCAAGUCAAAGAGCUCUCAGAGAGACUCCAUAAGGAAGCCGAGAUCCAUGUCACAGAGCUGGAGACUUACCUCCAGAAACAAAGAGGCCUGAAAAAGCAGCUUGAGAUUAUAAAGAGCCAGCUGGAGAGUAAAAGCCAGGAGGGAGCCGAGGCUAAGGAGAAGUGGGAGAGGGCCUCACUAGAGCUGUCUAAGCUGAGAGAAGAUUUGUCUUCUGCCAGAAACAGUGUCGAUGAGAAAGACCGUAAGAUCAAGAGUCUGAAAGAGAGGUUGAACCAGGCUGAGUCUGAACAAGACAAAGCUACCGACGCCCUGAAAGAGAAGGUCAUCAGCAUGAACAAGAUCAAGGUCCAGCUGGAAAUGCUUCAGAUGGACCUGGAGGACAACGAGGCCUGCAUGAACACCUUUGACACCCAGAUAGAGGAGCUUAAAGGAACUGUGGAGGAACUCAGAGGAACCGUGGCCUCUCUGAACGGGAGACUGGAGGAGAGCGUGACGCAAAGGUCCACAUUGGAGACCGAGCUGGGCUCUGUCAAAGAGCAGCUGUCAGAGAAGAGCUGUGAAGUCACCCAGGUGACAGCAACUCUUGAAGACACUCGCCAGCAGAUGCAGGCUGCCUUGUCCACAGCAGGUUUAGUGGAAUCACUCCAGACCACUGUUGAUGGGCUGAUGGAGACCCUGGAGGAGGAGGUUAGUAAACACAGCCAACUGGAGAUGGACAUCAUUCAGCUCACUGUGGAGAAGGAGCAGUUGACCGUGGAGAAGGAGCAGUUGACCGUGGAGAAGGAGCAGUUGGCCGUGGAGAAGGAGCAGUUGUUGGCCGUGGAGAAGGAGCAGUUGGCCGUGGAGAAGGAGCAGUUGACCGUGGAGAAGGAGCAGUUGACUGUGGAGAAGGAGCAGUUGACUGUGGAGAAGGAGCAGUUGACUGUGCAGAAGACAGUUGACCGUGAGGCUGACAGUUGCGUGGAGAAGAGGCCGUGGAGAAGGACAGUUCUGGAGAAGGAGAAUGCUGGGGAUGAUGCUGGGGAUGAGAGAGACGCGGUCAAACGGGAGAACGAGUGUCUCCAGCGUACGCUACAGAGCCUGGCGGAGAACUACGAGGCUGUUCAGUCUGCGUUUGAGAGAGCGACCCGGCAGAGCGAGGACGAAACCAGAGAGAGGAUCGGAACGUUUGAGAGGGAACAAACCGAGCUCCAGCAGAGACUGAGGGGACUGCAGGGUGAACUAGCCCUGUUCAAGGAGCACUAUGACAGCCUGAUGACUCAGGCAAGCCAGCAGCAGUCUCUCAUAGAGCAGCUUCAGACCAAGAGAGACCAGAAGGUCUCUGCAGGAGAGGCGGACGGACCGACUUCCAGACAGACGUCAGGCUCCUUCUUCAACGUCAGCUUCCCCUUAAAAGAAGAUGCCGUGGAGAUGAAACCCACAGCUGAGCAAUCAGAUGACCUCCACAACUCUGAGGUACCUCAACAGACAGGAAGUGACGGCAACAAUGAGCCAGCUGGAGAGUUCAGUGACUGCAUGGAUAAAGUCCCUGUAGAGCAGCAGAAAGCGCUCAGUAAAAGCCUAGAUGAUGAUGAUGAAGUGACCCGCGGCGGUGAACAUCCAGCAGUCUCUGAAGCUCCUCGUGACCAGGACCAGUUGGCCCAGAGCAGGGAGGCGGUCAGAAAGCUAGAGGAGGAGCUACAGACCCUCCACUCCCAGCUUGACCUCGCUACCUCUGAGAUGACCCUCAGGAAGGAGCUGUGCUCUGAGCUGGAGGUCAAAGUUGAAGAGUUAGAGGUGAAGGUCCAACAGAUGGAGAAAGAGAUGUGUGGUGCCGCGGAGAAGAUUAGCGCUGCCGUAGUGGAGAGACGGACACUAGGUGACCAGAUCUCAGAGUUGACAGAGGAGGCAGAGUCCCUGAGACUGGCGCUGCAGACCUCUAAAUGUCAGCUCUCUGAUGUCAUGGAGAUGCUAGAGACGCUGGAGAGGGCCAAAGGUGGUUGGAGCGAGAGGUUCUUCCAGGUGGAAAGUGAACUGAAGAGGGUUCGUUCUGAGAAGGCCAAUCUGGAGAAACACAUCCUCUCCAUGGAGGCUGAUUUGGAGUGCUUGACCGAGCAGAAAGUCACGCUGGAGAGGGAGAUGGAGGCUAGCCGCAAAGCUAAAUGUGACCUGGCCCAGCAGCUGGCCACCCUCACCUCAGAGAACGGACAACUCAGACAAGAGAUAGUGUCCUGCAGCGAGGAUAGGAAUGAGCUGGAACAGUCAGUGGCACAGUGGAGGGAUAAGGCAGAGAGUCUGGAGAAGACAAACGUGGAUACUAGAGAGGUUAUUAAGAUCUUAGAGGAAGAUAUCAGAAAUGGGAAGAGGGAAUCUGAUGUGACGUCUGCUAACCUGGAGAGUCUGCAGAUGGAGAGCGGUCAGCUGGUGCUGCAGUGUCAGGCGCUAGAGAAGACCAUCACCCUGCAGAGCGGGGAGAAGGACAACCUGAUUAACCAACUGAACAGCUUCAAAGAUAACCAGAACAUUGCGAGCAAAAACACUGAGUCCAUGGCCUCUAAGAUCCAGUCUUUGGAAGGGGAGAUAUCUAGACUAGCCCAGUCUCUGGAGUCUUCUCUGCUAGAGAAAGGAGAGAUAGCCUCACGCCUCAACUCAACCCAGGAGGAGGUGGCCCAAAUGAGGUCGGGCAUCGAGAAGCUCCGGGUCCGCAUAGAGUCAGACGAGAGAAAGAAAAAACACAUGAGCGAACUGCUGAAGGCUGCCCAGAGGAAAGCAGAUGCUCUUCAGGACCAGCUAGACAAACAGGAGAGGGAGAGGGAAGACGCUGACCAAAACCUAGAGGAGGCUGUGCUUCAGGCCGAGACGGCCACUGCCCAACUUGAAGAGUUGGAGGAAGAGAAAAAGGAACUGGCCAGUAAGAUUGAGGAGAUGACCGCCGAACUGGACAGCCUGAGAAAUGAGAAGGAGAGGCUUGAGGAAUUGCUCUCUCUGAAGAACGCAGAGAUUGAGGAGAUGAAGGCAGCAAACCGAGCUGCCACUGAGGAACUGGAGAAAGGGAUGAGAGAGGCGGAGGACAAACAGAGGGCAAUGGUGGAAGAGUUACAGGCCCAGCUUGGCUCUGUGAGCUCGGAGCUGCAGAAAUGCAGAGAAGGCCUGGAGGGAGAGAAGGAGAGAAUGCGGUCUCUAACGGAGGAAUGGAAGACUGAGGGGGAGAGGCUGAAGAAAGAGGUGGAUCGACUGCAGGCUUUGGAGAUCGAGCGGGAGAAGGAGAGAGAGAUGCUGACUCUGAGACUGCAGGAGGACCUGGAGGCACAGCAGAGAGAGAUGCAGGACAUCCGAGAGAACAACAACACCCUGCAGCAAGAGAUGGAGAAGCUGCAGGCACUACUGUCGGAGCGGGAGCAGAAAGAACAGGCUCAGUCUGCAGAGAGACUAGAACUACAGCAGCAGUCAGAAAGCUACAAGUUAUCCCUGGAGGAGGUUACCUCUGAGAAAGAGGUGCUGAAGGCACAGCAGGAGGAGGAGGUUGCAGCCCUUAGUGGGGAGCUGACCUCGGAGCAGGAGGUGCUGAGGGGACAGUUGGCUGCAGCGGAGGAGGAGGUCAGAGGUCAUCUGUCAGAGCUGAGCAGUCUGAGAACCAGAAUGGAGGAGCUCAGCACUACCAUCACACAGCAGGACAGCAGCAAACAGGUAUCGGAGCUGAGCUCCAGAGUGGCCCGUCUGUCUAAGGAGAGGGACUCAGCCCUCAGUAAGAUUAACCUGUGGAUGAACUCCUGUAAACAGCUGGAGAAGGAGAGGGAGGCUCUUGUACUGGAGACCCAGAAACUACAGGCCAGCCAGACACCAGCUGGUGAAGAGAGCAGUGAUGAGGUACAGAAGAGGAGCUCUGAGGAGGUGCAAGCUGAACUUAAAGAGUUGAAGAAAGCUCUAGAGGAGAGGAGUGAGGAGGUGCAGGAGCUCAGCAAAACUCUAGCAGAGAGAAGCAGGGAGUUGGAAGCGCAGAAGAGGAGCAGUGAGUCUGAACUGGAGGAGCUUACUGAAGCCUUGGAGGAGAGGAGCAGGGAGGUGGACGAGAGCAUGGAUAAAUACUGCAGCCUGAUGGUCCGUGUCCACAAGCUGGAGGAGACCAACGACAUGCUGGAAACACGCCUGGGGCGCCUUGUCACGCAAACCACUAGCAGCACGGCUAACAACGCUAGCAACACGGCUAACAAUGCUAGCAAUAAAACACCCAGGCGAAAGUCAGGCAGGAGGUCAGCCUCCAGGGCACAGGAAGCACUCAUACCGUUAGUUCCCGCAGAGACCGACUCUGAGAACACUGUGCCUGCUGGUCAGGGUCAGGGGUCGUUGGGGAAGAGGGGUUGUGGUGUUCUAGCAGCUAGUGAAAACAGCAACACUCCAUUUAAAGCCCAGGAGGCCCUGCUGAACACUGCCAAGAGGAUCAAAGCAACAGCAACCACACCCAAACCAGGAAGUAGACAGGAAGAGGAGGAGUUUAGGCCAGAGGGACUUCCUGAGCUGGUGCAGAGAGGGUUUGCUGAUAUCCCUCUAGGAGAGGCCAGUCCCUUCAUCAUGAGGAGAACCGCAGUGCAGCGCUGUAGCCCUCGUCUGGCCGCCGCACGACACACUGCCACCACCCCCUCUGUAACCCCCCAACACAAGGUGCUGGAGCCCCUGUCCCUUCAGAGCCCUGUCGGCAUGGCAACUCUGUCUGACAGCCCUGGUGGGAAAGGCCUGUGUGUUAGUCCCGCCUCCAGUGGCGAGGAGAGGCGUGGCCGUCGGUCCCUGAGCACACGGAAGACUCCGGAACAGAGGGAGAAACGCAAAGAGGCCAUGAUGACAGCAUCACGCCAAGAGGAGAACUGCCAAGUGCAGUAACAUAGCAACUAACUAACCUGUACAAAGCCAGUAACACCCCAGCCCAAACCAAUGUGAUGACAGAAUACUGGUGUCAGAAUGUCUGUAAACUGCAUUACCAAUGUAAUCUGUCUGCUGUCUGUGGUACAGGUGAAAUGCGAUUCUUCAAUGUAAGCUGUAGAUAUUAAAUGUUUGUGUUUUUGCUCUGAACCUGUUUUAUACUUUCUAUUCCUCCUGAUUUACUGUUAAUAGCACAACAAUAAACUUUUUGUUUUGUUUUAAUCUGUUAUUAGGGCUGGUUUUCCAGACCCAAAUGAAUCCUACUGGACUAGAAAGCAUGCUUGAUGGAGAAUCUCCAUGCCAUUGGAACUUAAUGUGUGUCUGUAGAAACUAUCCCAUAAAGUCGUAUAAGAUAAAACUCCCAAUACCUAGUUCUGUAGCGUUACGGGUCUUUUCUGUGUCAAUAACUAAUAAUUCCACUUCACUCCAGCUCAUUGGUUGUUCAUAAUGAUAUAACUGCUGUUUUACUAAACAUUGUGAUCACA